Phodopus roborovskii (desert hamster) is the source of this 536-nucleotide messenger RNA. RefSeq names its product late cornified envelope protein 1B-like. The record is from RefSeq and is a predicted model, not a curated record. Gene Ontology annotation, biological process: epidermis development. The transcript has a single exon. The coding region runs from base 47 to 478 and encodes 143 amino acids. Lineage: Eukaryota; Metazoa; Chordata; Mammalia; Rodentia; Cricetidae.
CUGAUGGCUUUUGUAUUUCCUUAGGUUUACAGAAGUCCUCUCAAAAAUGUCCUGCCAGCAAAACCAGCAGCAGUGCCAGCCCCCUCCCAAGUGUGCUCCCAAGUGCCCUCCCAAGUGCCAGGCCCCAAAGUGUCCCCCUAAGUGCCCCCCUAAGUGUCCCCCUGUGUCUUCCUGCUGUAGCCUGGGGUCUGGUGGCUGUGGCUCCAGCUCUGGUGGCUGCUGUGGCUCCAGCUCUGGAGGCUGCUGCAGCUCUGGGGGUGGUGGCUGCUGCCUGAGCCACCACAGACCCCGCAGAUCUCUUCGUCGUCAUCGUCACAGCUCUGGAUGCUGUAGCAGUGGUGGCAGCAGUGGCUGCUGUGGCAGCAGCGGGGGCAGCAGUGGCUGCUGUGGCAGCAGUGGUGGCAGCAGUGGCUGCUGUGGUGGCAGCAGUGGUGGCAGCAGCUGUGGCGGUAGCCAACAAUCUGGAGGCUGCUGCUGACCUGGGUCAUGAAGACGUCAGACUAGCAGUAAAGGAGGAAGCCAUGUUCAGAUGACCU